This is a messenger RNA of Agrilus planipennis (emerald ash borer), 1286 nucleotides long. Its product is annotated as prostaglandin reductase 1-like. Lineage: Eukaryota; Metazoa; Arthropoda; Insecta; Coleoptera; Buprestidae. The transcript is spliced from 6 exons. Gene Ontology annotation, biological process: prostaglandin metabolic process. The coding region runs from base 210 to 1229 and encodes 339 amino acids. Gene Ontology annotation, molecular function: 15-oxoprostaglandin 13-reductase [NAD(P)+] activity. The record is from RefSeq and is a predicted model, not a curated record.
AAUAUAGAAGUACCUUUAAAAUGCGUUCAAGGCAGUUUAUGCAGUAAGCAAUGCUGUCUAUAUCAAAAUCGACUACAAACACUUAAUAUCAUAGUUAUCAAUUUACAAUUCUUUAUCUAAACGGUACUUGACAAUAAUGUAGAAAUGAUAUCUUACUUGCUACUACUCAUGUGCUAUUGCUAAUCGUGUUUUUAAAUGAAUUUGUGAAAAUGGUUACCGCAAAAAAAUACGUUUUAAGGCAACAUUACCACACGUGGCCAAAGACUUACGAGUUAAAACUAGUAGAAGAGGAGUUACCACCAUUAGAAGAUGGAGAAUUUUUAGUGGAGGCUGAAUAUUUGAGUGUGGACCCAUUUAUGAAGGCAUUUGAACCAAUUUCAAAAAUUGGUUCUACGUUUAUUGGAACGCAAGUGGCGAGAAUAACGGAAAGCAGAAAUAAAUAUUUUCCCGUUGGAAGAUAUGUGACCUCAUGUUUUGGUUGGAGGACGCAUACUAUUUCAAAUGGAAUCGACAAUGGAGAUUAUCCAGCUCCUGUGCUACUUCCUGAGUUGGGAAAGCUACCUGUUUCGCUAGGGGUGGGAAUUUUAGGCAUACCUGGGGUAACAGCGUAUUUUGGAAUACUCGAUAUAUGCCAGCCGAAAAAAGGAGAAACUAUGGUAAUAUCUGGAGCAAGUUCAACAGUUGGAACCAUAGCAGGACAAAUAGCUAAAAUAAAGGGUUGUACCGUUAUUGGUAUCACAGAAUCGGAUGAACAGGGUGAAUGGAUAACAAACGAACUUGGUUUUAAUUACUAUAUAAAUCAAAAGAAGGAUAAUUUACAACAACUUUUACAGAAAUAUGCGCCGAAUGGUGUCGACUGUUACUUUGACAAUGUCGGUGGUACAAUUAGUACUAGAGUAUUAAAUAAUAUGAACACCUUAGGAAGAGUAGCAGUGUGUGGUUUUCACCAAAAUUACAGCAACGAAGAUAGUAUGUUCAAUUUUAACAAAGCUCCCAUAGUACAGCCAUCGAUUGUAAGAAAGCAACUACGUAUUCAAGGAUAUUUAGUGAGCCGAUACACUGACUGGACAGACGCGAUUUACCAAAAUUUAAUGUGGGUUCAAGAAGGAUCACUCAAAUAUAAUGAAUUGAUAAUCGAAGGAUAUCACAAUAUGUUCAACGCCUUUCUCGAAAUGGCCAAAGAUUCAAAUACAUCUACAGUAAUUGUUAAAGUACCAAUUGGAAAAUAAUAAAAAACAUUCAGGAAAAUAAUAAUAAUUUCAAUAAAAAAAACUACACAUGAAAAA